CUCAAUGAAGGUGCCAUAAUCUGUGUUUCUCUUUCUGCAGAAAUUACCGACCUGAUGGUGAAUCAAACCCCAACCAGUGUCAGUGAUUUCGAAGGCUCAGAACUUACCAUGAAUUGUACAUUCAAGACAGUCAAUAACCACAGCACCAUGUAUGUGCGAUGGUAUAACUAUGGGACUGAGGGACUAAAGAAAGAGCUGAUGAAUGACAGCGAUGUGAUCACAACCCUGCAUUUGGACAAUGGGUUUGCCUCUCUCACUUUGAAGAACGCAAAUUCAUCUGAUACAGGAACCUACGUGUGUGAGGUGGGGAUCACAGCAAGGAACCUCUCUGGGAAUGGAACAGGAACCCAAGUGACCAUCGAGAAUUUUCCCGAGCUGAUGGUGAAUCAGACCCCAGCCAAUAUCCCUGUGUCAGAAGGGUCAGAUCUCACCAUGGAGUGUAGAUUCACGGUAUGGAAUAAACACAAGACCUUGUAUGUGAAAUGGUAUAAACAUAGCGGAACUGGGGGAACGAAGAAGGAGCUGAUGAGCGAAAGAGUCAGGGACCCAGCAGCCCUGGCUUUGGAAAAGGGUUUUGCUUCGUUCACUCUGAAGAACGUGAAUGUAACCGAUACAGGAACCUACGUGUGUGAGGUGGGGAGCACAGCGAGGAACUGGUCUGUGUCAGGAGCCGGAACCCAAGUGACCAUCACUCGUAAGUAUCAGUAUUUUCCUAUCUGAUCUUCCUGCUGUGAGCGACAGCGAAUGGCAGCCUAAAGGACAAAGAAUGAACGACUGUAGCUGGCAAAAGCGGGUCUGAAUUCUCAGGUGUGUCCAGUAUAUAACCCAUAAAAAUAUGGGCUCCAGCCUGUGAGGAGCUGAAGAUAACA
Molecule: messenger RNA, 869 nt
Organism: Chrysemys picta bellii (western painted turtle)
Lineage: Eukaryota; Metazoa; Chordata; Testudines; Emydidae
Source: RefSeq, a predicted model, not a curated record